Molecule: messenger RNA, 1459 nt
Organism: Frankliniella occidentalis (western flower thrips)
Lineage: Eukaryota; Metazoa; Arthropoda; Insecta; Thysanoptera; Thripidae
Product: alpha-tocopherol transfer protein-like
Exons: 6
Coding region: 179-1144 (321 amino acids)
Cellular component (GO): membrane
Molecular function (GO): phosphatidylinositol bisphosphate binding
Source: RefSeq, a predicted model, not a curated record
CGUCGGCGGGCGCGCGGUACCUGGCGGGUACCUGGCGGGUACCUGGCGAGUACCUUGCAGGGCCCAUCAACCAGUGCGUCCGCGACCCUCCAGCAGCCCGCGCAGCACCAGCCGCAAGCCAACCGCAGCCACCACCCCGCCAGCAAACCACACAGGCACCGUCACCACCAGGAGCACCAUGGCGAAGAUGGGCCCCGACAUGUGGACGGCGGCUACCGCCGAGGAGGAGCAGCGCAUCUACUCCGGUGUGGAGACGGACGCGGCCAGCGUCAAGCGCGACGCCCUGCAGCUGCGCCAGUGGCUCCUGGACCAGCCGCACCUCCCCGACGUACCAGAGGAAGACCUGCCCUGGCUGGAGCGCUACCUCGUCUGCUCCAAGAACUCACUGGAGCGCGCCAAGCGCGGCCUGGACUGCUACUUCACGGUGCGCUCAGAGGCGCCCGCCAUCUUCGCCGACCGCGAUUCGGACACGAGCGCCUUCAAACGCACCUUCGACUACACCUACGUGGUGACGCUGCCGAAGCUGACGCCCGCCCUGCACCGCGUGCACGUGUACGCGUACGCGCCCCCGGACGCGUACGGCGCAGACCUCAACGAGUUCAGCUUCGAGGACCUGUACCGCCGCAUGAGCAUGACGAUGGACGUCAAGUUCCGCGAGGACCUGUGCGCCGGCGAGGUGUGCGUCCUCGACCUGCAGCACAACACGGCCGGCCACAUGGCCAAGUUCACCGCCGUGCUCCCCUUCGUCAAGAACUUCUUCGCCUGCUCGCUGGCCGCGUACCCGGCGCGCAUCCACCAGAUCCACGUCAUCAACGCGCCCUCGUACAUGAGCACCAUCGAGGGCCUCAUCAAGCCCUUCCUCAAAAAGAAGAUCCAGGACAGGGUCAUCAUCCACCCCCCUGGCCUGGACAGCUUCUUCGAGCACGUCCCUAAGGCCAUGCUCCCCAAGGACUACGGCGGCGAGGAGAAGAGCCUCAAGGAGCUCAGCGACGCGUGGCGGACCAAGCUCGACGCGUACCGCCCUUGGUUCCUGGCCCAGGAGGGCGUGAAGAGCGACGAGUCGCGGCGCGUCGGUGACAAGACGGCCCUGCAGGAGGAGAUCUUCGGCUGCCAGGGUUCCUUCCGGCAACUCACCGUUGACUAACGCGGGGACCGCGGGGACUCGUCAACGGACACAACUAAAUAUAUAUAAUUAAUUACUACUAUCUUGUAACUAUCGUCGAAUUCCACAAUCUGCCCGCCUACUAUAUAAACAAUAUCUACAGCAUUAACAAUCAUUUUCAACUGUUAAUUAUACAGUAAAAGUUCUGAAAUGUAACAAACUGCAAUCAAUCCAACGGUUUUACAACAAAGGAGGACAGUUUCAAAAUGCACUUUUCUUGCCGUAAACCUUGCGAGUGCAAAAAAUAAUGAUAAUCUCAAACCGUUGUUUCAAUUAACAGUUGGAAACUAAUGCUGA